AUGACCGAGACUCAUCUCCGGUCAAUAACCAAUAGCGGAACCUGGAUGUUCAUAUUGGUUCCUACAUAUUCUACGAAGAUCUUCAUCGGUCAAACCGCACAACAACAUACGUUGUUCCCUUUGUCAUCGUGCAUGUUCAAGUUUAUAUGUGACAGGAUUUUGCUUGAUCAGGUGUUUGUGAUAAUGCUUCUAGGGGCAAAUGUUUACAAAUUCUGGGCAACUUCUCAUAAGGAAGUCAAUUGGUACUACAGUGACAAUAAAGGAAAGAUGGGGCUGAUCGGCAUCAUUAUGACUUUGACAUUUCUGCUCUCGUUUGCAGCGUCUGAUCGCCAAGGUGAUGCAUUAUAUGAUAUGAAGCUGAAGCUGAACGCUACUGGCACACAGCUUACAGACUGGAAUCAAAAUCAAGUUAACCCUUGCACUUGGAAUUCUGUUAUUUGUGACAGUAACAAUAAUGUUGUGCAAGUAACAUUGGCUUCUAUGGGGUUCACUGGAGUUCUGUCGCCAAGAAUUGGAGACCUCGAGCAUUUGAAUGUUCUGUCCUUACCUGGUAACAAGAUUACCGGUACCAUACCAGAGCAGCUUGGGAACCUAUCUAGUUUGACAAGCUUAGAUUUGGAAGAAAAUCUGCUGGUUGGAGAAAUCCCAGCUUCUCUUGGCCAUCUUUCGAAGCUCCAACUCUUGAUACUAAGUCAAAACAGACUAAGUGGAACUGUUCCUGAUACACUGGCAACCAUCUCAAGCUUGACAGACAUCUUUUCUGGCAAUAACUUGACUUGUGGAGCAAACUUCGCUCAUCCUUGUGCAUCAAGUUCGCCUUACCAAGGUUCAUCCCAUGGUUCGACAAUAGGCAUUGUCCUUGGAACAGUUGGUGGAGUGAUAGGGCUGCUCAUCAUAGGGGCUCUAUUUAUUAUCUGUAAUGGAAGGAGAAAAGGUCAUCUGCGUGAAGUUUUUGUGGAUGUAUCAGGUGAGGAUGACCGAAGAAUUGCAUUUGGGCAGUUGAAAAGGUUUGCAUGGCGAGAAUUACAACUCGCUACUGAUAACUUCAGUGAGAAAAAUGUUCUUGGACAAGGGGGCUUUGGAAAAGUAUAUAAAGGAGCACUUCCAGAUGGCACUAAGAUAGCCGUAAAGCGGUUAACUGAUUAUGAAAGUCCUGGUGGGGAGGCUGCCUUCCUGCGUGAAGUUGAGCUGAUUAGUGUUGCAGUUCACCGGAAUCUUUUAAGAUUGAUUGGGUUCUGUACAACACAAACAGAACGUCUACUUGUUUAUCCUUUCAUGCAGAAUCUUAGCGUAGCCUACCGUUUGCGAGAAUUUAAACCUGGGGAACCAAUAUUAGAUUGGAAUGCAAGGAAACGAGUGGCUAUAGGCACAGCGCGCGGACUGGAGUACCUGCACGAGCACUGCAAUCCUAAGAUCAUACACCGUGAUGUCAAGGCCGCGAAUGUCUUGCUUGAUGAAGGUUUCGAACCAGUUGUCGGCGACUUUGGCUUGGCAAAGUUGGUGGAUGUACAGAAGACAUCUGUGACCACUCAAGUCCGAGGGACUAUGGGUCACAUUGCACCAGAAUAUCUGUCCACAGGGAAGUCAUCUGAGAGAACUGAUGUUUUCGGCUAUGGUAUAAUGCUUCUUGAAGUGGUCACCGGGCAGCGUGCCAUUGACUUUUCACGUCUGGAGGAAGAAGAUGACGUGUUGUUACUUGAUCAUGUGAAGAAGCUGCAAAGAGAGGGGAAUCUAGACGCCAUCGUGGACCGAAAUCUGAACAACAGCUUCGACAGGCAGGAGGUGGAGAUGAUGAUGCAGAUCGCGCUGCUGUGCACCCAGGGGUCGCCUGAGGACCGGCCCUCCAUGUCGGAGGUGGUAAGGAUGCUGGAAGGGGAAGGCCUGGCGGAGCGGUGGGAGGAGUGGCAGCAGGUGGAGGUGACGAGGAGGGAGGACUACGAGCGGAUGCAGCAGCGGUUCGACUGGGGCGAGGACUCCAUCUACAACCAGGACGCCAUCGAACUGUCCGCCGGCAGAUAA
Triticum turgidum subsp. durum (durum wheat) is the source of this 2019-nucleotide messenger RNA. The record is from the annotation of a GenBank genome assembly. Lineage: Eukaryota; Viridiplantae; Streptophyta; Magnoliopsida; Poales; Poaceae.